Messenger RNA from Rhinichthys klamathensis goyatoka, 1342 nucleotides. RefSeq names its product double C2-like domains, beta (gene doc2b). The transcript is spliced from 10 exons. Lineage: Eukaryota; Metazoa; Chordata; Actinopteri; Cypriniformes; Leuciscidae. Gene Ontology annotation, cellular component: membrane. The record is from RefSeq and is a predicted model, not a curated record. Bases 115 to 1329 code for a protein of 404 amino acids.
UUUUUUUCAUUUCAUUUUCUUUAUUUCUUUUUCUUUCUUUUUUUUUACCGCUACCACCCGCCACCCCUUAGCCGGGUUCAGGGGUGGUGGCACAUCCUCAAAAGGGCUGCAUGAAUGACACAACGCAAAGGCGAGAAGACGACCAUCAGCAUCCAGGAGCACAUGGCCAUUGAUGUAUGUCCAGGUCCCAUUCAGCCCAUCAAGCAGAUAUCUGACUAUUUCCCCCGUUACCCACGGGGUCUCCCCCCCACAGCUCCUCCGGCCCUCAGCCGCGCCGGCUCCCUGCGGAGCAGCUCCACCAGCCAGAAGACAGAGGGCCCGGCCCCUGACCCCAACAGGGAUGAAGAAGACCUGGACCAAGCCUUCGGCGCCACCGCACUCGUGGCCAGCAAGAAGGAGGAAGAGCCCGACGUGGAAGGCUACGAUUCGGACGACUCCACUACGCUCGGCACUCUGGACUUCAGCCUUCUGUAUGAUCAGGAGAACAAUGCUCUGCACUGCACUAUCAACAAAGCCAAGCUCCCUGUACCCAGAUACAAAAAGGGACUCAAACCAAUGGAUCACAAUGGGUUGUCAGAUCCCUAUGUUAAGCUGCACCUGCUGCCUGGAGCUAGUAAGGCCAAUAAGCUCCGCACCAAGACCCUACGCAACACUCUCAACCCUGUCUGGAGUGAGACCCUGACUUAUUAUGGAAUAACAGAUGAAGAUAUGGUUCGCAAAACACUCAGGAUUUCAGUGUGUGACGAGGACAAAUUCCGCCACAACGAAUUCAUCGGCGAAACCCGAAUCCCCCUGAAGAAACUCAAACCCAACCAGACCAAGAGCUUCAGCAACUGUUUGGAGAAACAGCUUCCUAUUGACAAGACAGAUGACAAGUCUCUGGAGGAGCGAGGGCGCAUCAUGAUCUCUCUGAAGUACAGCUCUCAGAAGUCUGGCUUAGUGGUUGGCAUCAUCCGCUGUGCCCAUCUCGCUGCCAUGGAUGCCAAUGGCUUCUCUGACCCCUAUGUUAAAACGUAUCUCAAGCCAGAUGAGAACAAAAAAUCAAAGCACAAGACAACUGUCAAAAAGAAGACCCUCAACCCCGAAUUCAAUGAAGAGUUUUUCUAUGAGAUCAAGUACGCUGACCUCAGUAAAAAGACCCUGGAGGUGACCGUUUGGGACUAUGACAUCGGCAAAUCCAACGAUUUCAUUGGUGGAGUCUCUUUAGGCAUAAACGCCAACGGCGAGAGGCUAAAACACUGGUUUGACUGCCUGAAAAACAAGGACAAGAAAAUCGAGCGCUGGCACACGUUAACCAAUGAACUCCCUGGUUCAGGGUACAAUGACUGAAAGGCUCGCGAAG